Anthostomella pinea is the source of this 411-nucleotide messenger RNA. The record is from the annotation of a GenBank genome assembly. NCBI's taxonomy places the organism in Eukaryota, Fungi, Ascomycota, Sordariomycetes, Xylariales, Xylariaceae.
AUGGCAUCCACCCCAGCAGCCACAGCCCCUCUCACAGCGUCUUGCCACUGCGGCCGCGUGACCUUCGCGAUCCCCGCACCGCCAACCAAGUGUAACGAGUGCCGCUGCAGCAUAUGCUACGCGUACGGCGUGUUCUGGGCGUACUACACGCGCCGCGACGUGACGGUGACAACGGCAGGGACCGGGGCUGAGAUCAAGGCCGGAGAGAACGCCGACCUGAGCGAGUACAAGCGCACCGAUGCCGCCGCCGCCGGGUCGGAAGCGUUCUACCGGUGCGCGAACUGCGGGUGCAUGACGCAUUGGUGGGGACUCGGCGCAAACGCCAGCGACGAUGCAAAGAUGGGCGUGAACGCGCGCCUGCUAGGCGAGAACGCCAUCGAGGGCGUGGAGAGCUACAUCGGCCGGUGCUGA